This is a messenger RNA of Acanthopagrus latus (yellowfin seabream), 3184 nucleotides long. It is a transcript of the gene hepacam2, whose product is annotated as HEPACAM family member 2. The record is from RefSeq and is a predicted model, not a curated record. Lineage: Eukaryota; Metazoa; Chordata; Actinopteri; Spariformes; Sparidae. Bases 1128 to 2252 code for a protein of 374 amino acids. The transcript has 9 exons.
CUGGCACCCAGACACAGGCCCACUCUCACUCUUAACUUCAAACUGUCAGAAACACGCAGCCAACCAAGUUUGAAGCGGUCAAAAAAAUAUGUGUGAAAUGACACCGUCAGGUCAAAUCUCUGAUGUAUUACUAAUGACCCCUGAACUGAGGGAUGUGAAGUAGAUGAGGUGUGGAGGAGACAGAGCGGCGCAUUUCAACUGAGCAGCAUAUGAGAGGAACUAUUACUGUAAAUUAAUCCACACUCAAAGGGGCAGAAUGUAAAAAUAUACAUUUGAUUAUCAACAGAAUGUUAAUAAAUAGCAGUUUGACAUUAUGUCUGUGUAUUGGUGUAUUGUAUCUGCUAAUGUUAGCAUGCUAACAAGCUAGCCCACCACUCCCAGUCCAAAGCUCCUGGUCCACAUGGUCCUCGAGCUCCCAGUCCAUGCUGCUAGCUACAAGGCUAACCAAGCUAACUGGCUAAUUGGAGCUACAGUUAGCAGCAGUUAGCAGCUACACUAAUAGCAUACUGUGCCCUGUUUGUUUUUGAGAAGGUAUUUGAGAGGUGUAUAAUUCUCACAUGUUGCACCUCGAGCUGCUGGAAACAUCCACAGCUCCUCCGUCCUCGAUGUUUUCAGUUGGUCACCAGGGAACAAACUGCCGUGGCAACCAGCCGGUGCGGUGACGGACAGCAGAGAACAAACAGAUGAACAGUCUUCUAGUAACUUCAGACAGCUCAGGUGUUUGUUCUGGGACACGUCAGGAUCAGACAGACAGGCCUCGUCCUUGUCUGACAACAAUGACUCUCUGUAGUGAGCUGGGUCAAUAUUAACUCAGUGCAGUUUCAGGACCUGCACAGCGUGAAGACGAGGAUACAGAUUAUGUGAUUAGACCCUCAGAAGCUGGUGGAGACCAAAACAGAGCAAAAGGGGAGUGAAUGUUGGAGCAACAUGUGUGAGAAGCCAGCUCUGAGUUCAUCCACAUCCCUUCAUUAGUCCACCAUGGUGUUGAAGGGAAGCCCCUGCUCCUGUCGGUUGAGACCCGCUUCCCGUUGGAUGAGGUUGAGAUCCAGGGAACGUGGUCCCUCACCAGGCCGAGCGGCUCCAGGUCCACGUUGGUGACGUUUACCAAAGCGGCCACGAUCACCGACAUGAUGUACCGCAACCACCUCGUCUUUAGAGAACCCAAUGUGUCUUUACAAAUCCGGGAACUAACCCCGGACGACGAGGGGGAUUACCACCUGAAGCUCAACAUAGAGUUUCAUAACAGGACAGGACGGGUCAUCAAGGAGGAGAGAACAGUGCAUGUAACAGUGGACGUCCCUGUGUCCUCUCCCGUCAUCGAGAAGAGCCCGACAUCUGCAGUCGUUGAGGACAAGGCAAACGUAACCUGGCGCUGUUCUGUCGAGAAUGGAACGAGAGUUGUGUUCCAGUGGCUGAGGGACAACAUGGCACUCGCUCCCAGUGACAGAUACCACUUCUCCCAAGACAACUCCACACUGUUCAUCAGUCCUGUGAGAAAGGAGGACAAGGGAACCUAUAGCUGCCUGGCCAGCAACCCUGUCAGCCGGGGUCGACCCAGCCGGGCUGUGGACCUCAACGUCUACUAUGGCCCUUACAACCUGGAGGUGAACUCAGGCCAGGGCCUGCGGACAGGAGAAGUGUUCACCAUCAACCCUGGAGAGCUGGUCUUCUUCGAAUGCCAGGCGGAUUCCAACCCUCCCAACAGCUACGUCUGGAUCUCCAAGAGCCGCAACGUCACCCAAGUCAUCACUGAGGGCCCGCGGCUGGAGGUGCGCUCCUACAGACUGGCUCAGGCCGAAGAGUACCUGUGUCGCGCCUUCAACAACGUCACGCAGAAGCAGGACGAGGCCCAGUUCACUCUGGUGGUGGCCAGCUUAGGAACAGGGAAGGAGAAGCACACCCAGGAGGGCAGCUCUCUGUCCCCUCUGGCCGCCAUUACUGUCUCUUCUUUGUUCAUCAUCGGCUGCAUGCUGCUGGUCUUCAUCAGGAGAACCUGCCAUCCUAAGAGAGUGCUUAUGAGCAUUUACAACAGACCGCUGACAGAGCAGAAACGACCACAUCGUUCAGGUCACGAGGAUGCAACAGAAGACUUCGGCAUCUAUGAGUUUAUCUCCAUACCUGGGAAAAUGGAGUCUGCACAGGCAUCGUGCAGGUCUCUGGCUCGCCUGGAGUCGGUUCAGGACAUGCACACCACCAUCUACGAUGUGAUCAGACACGUCCCUGAAACUCCGACUCACAGUUUGCUGCAGUGACCUCCGGUCGGACAGUUGCCAUAAAACUUACAGCCAUUCCACUUGAAGACUCUUGUGUAGCUUUAUUCUCUCUGAGCCGCGACUCGCUGGCUCUGGUUGCACGUUUUUUUUUGCACAGGGGAUGAAGGAGGUUUGUGUGAGCACACAGGCUGAUCAUGCACUGUUGAUGUCCACAGUUUGGGACACAUGUUAAAUGUCUUGCUGAUGUUAUUGUGAGAUGAAAGUGUAUGUGUGGUUUGGAUUAUUAUUUUUUUAUGUGAAAGUAAAACUGAGGUUGAGUCUGUUUUUCCUGUUUUGGUCCAACUAAUCACAGCGAUCACAUGAAACCAUGCGAGUUAGUAGUUUUAUAAGGAACCUACAAGGCGCCCUCAUUCUCAUUAAGAGCUGCAAUGAUUGAUAAAUUAGUUGUCAACUGUCAGUGAUUAAACUGAGUUCCUUCAGAAAAUUAAAUGUCAAAAUGAUUUGAAUCUAAAAUGUGAACAGCGGAUUAAUUCAUCAAGAAAAUAAGCCAUAGAUUAAUCAACCUUUGGAAAUAACCAUCAGCUGCAGCCACACCUGGAUUACUAUUCAAAACAUGUUGAAUUUAAAAUUCUGGGGGUUUAUUUGCUGUUUGAUUGAUAUCUAACAUUCCCACCCAGGAGAGUCUGUGUUGUAUGAAAACAAGUGUUAUACUGAAUGCAUUUUCUUGAAUGAAUUGUAUAUAUAUAACUGUAAAUAUUGUACAUGGAUGAUACUGCAGAUUGUUUAUACUUUUUUGUUGUUUUGCUUAAAUAUAUUUAUUCCUGUAGACGCACCUGUCCCCUCAAAUGUAGCAUUUCUUCUGCUCAACAUGGAUAAAGUGAAAUGCUGAAACAAGGAAAAUGAUUCAUAAUUUAUUGUACAGUUUGCAUUCACAUGUUUGUUUUGUAUUUUAUUAAAGAUAUAUCUGUUUA